UUCUUCUGCCGCAGGGACUAGCUACUACCGCCAAACGCGGUGGGGAGCUGAGCCCGAUGCCUUGGCGACCAGUGCGGAGGAUGAGCGGCGAAUACGUGUGCAGGGCGUGAUACACGAAUCGACGAUGCCGAGAACGCGUCUACCGUACAUCAUACUCGCCGCACACGAAUCCUUCCGAGAUGGUGCUAUGUCGGCAAACAACUAGAACAACUAGAGUUAUUCGGUGACAUGGACGGAGCGCUGUAUAGGUGCUCGGACCGGGCCUUGGGAGAGGGUCAGAAGCAUACUCACCCAUGCAACCCGCGCUUGUCUGUACUCUACCCCUCUUUUCCCUUUCCCGACCAGAACGUACACACUGAAGGGCUGAUAUCAGGUGUAGAUAUCCAACAUCUCCGUGAAGUUGCCCGCGUCCAGGCGUCGCAUCAGGGGACGGGCUCACCACAUACUAUGGAUCUUCGUGUUCAGCACCGAGUAGCCUGCACCUCAUACCCCGAGUACGCCUCGCCAUGGGACACACCGCCAUUGGUGCCGUCGAUCUCGAGGGCCACUAGUGUGGGUUGGGUAGCCGAACGUGACCCUGACUACGACGUACGGCAUACGAACGAGUCGGACGCUCCGGGCGCUGAGAAGCAGUGGUUGUUAUCACGAGGGGGAGACGAGCACCGUACGAUGCGCCUCGAGCUGCGAGCUGAGAUCUGAGAGGGGACAGAUGCUCAUUGCCUGCUCGAAGUCACCAUCAAUCUAACGGUCUCAGGAACUGGGAGCCCGACUUUCCCCCUUCCCCCUCCCGCUUUCCCUUGCUCUGGUCCUACCCCGCAAGCCCACCUCUACGGGCAUCACCCAUCA
This is a messenger RNA of Laetiporus sulphureus 93-53, 846 nucleotides long. RefSeq lists its product as uncharacterized. The record is from RefSeq and is a predicted model, not a curated record. NCBI's taxonomy places the organism in Eukaryota, Fungi, Basidiomycota, Agaricomycetes, Polyporales, Laetiporaceae. The transcript is spliced from 2 exons. Bases 229 to 699 code for a protein of 156 amino acids.